Molecule: messenger RNA, 277 nt
Organism: Racocetra fulgida
Lineage: Eukaryota; Fungi; Glomeromycota; Glomeromycetes; Diversisporales; Gigasporaceae
Source: the annotation of a GenBank genome assembly
GAGUGCAAAAAAUUAAUUACCACAAUGGGUGACAUAAAAACUUUCGAAUCAAAUUUAUCCCAACAAAUUAUCAUGCCUCGCCACUACAAAAACACUAUUGCGAUCUGUAUCAACCGUCGCCGAAGAGCCAGAAAUGCCUUUACUUUGCGUGGUGCCUUAGAUGUAGCUCAAAAUGAAAAUCGAAAAAGAGUACAAGAGUUAGAAGAAAUGUUAGAAGAAAGAAAAGAACAGAUUGUAGAGAUGGUGCAAAGAAAUUGGUUAAGAGAGGAGAAACAUA